Molecule: messenger RNA, 824 nt
Organism: Cuscuta epithymum
Lineage: Eukaryota; Viridiplantae; Streptophyta; Magnoliopsida; Solanales; Convolvulaceae
Source: the annotation of a GenBank genome assembly
CAGAUCUGAACUUAAAAAAUUGAGAUGGCGAAGGGAACAGCUUCUUAUAUACUAGGGGGAGAAGAAGGAAAGCCAGAAACACCGGGCCCGGCGGCGAUGGCGUUACUCUCGCACUCUCUCACCUCUUAUCCUACGGCGGCGGGGUUGAGUUCUUCCUCUCUGUAUGGUGGCGCAGUUGUCUUCCCACAGCCUCAGGCCUGCGCUUAUUUGAUGCCGCCGCCGCCUCUGCGUCUAGCGAACAACGCUGUAUGGCUCAACCGUCGGAAGUCACAGGUCGUGCGUAUGGCUCCUGAAGAAGAGAAGUUAACUCGCCGUUCUCCACUUGAAUUCCCCAUGGAAUGGGAAAGACCAAGGCCUGGUCGCAGACCAGACAUCUUUCCCCAAUUCAGCCCUAUGAAAACUCCACUGCCGCCUCCAUUACCAGCCGAUCCUCCCCCGGAAGAGGAUGAGGAGGAAGAAGAAAGGCAAGAGGAAGAGGAAGAGGAGGAGAAAGAGGGUGAUGAAGAAACUGAAAAGGAGGAACCGGAUCUUCCAGAAAGAACACAAUAAACAGGCCUAGGGCAUAGAGUUAUUGUACUUGAGCUUAUUCCAUUGUAACCUUCAUAUCUACACCGGGAUGAGGUACUGGGAUGUCUAAAUAUUGUUGUGCUCUCCAUAUGUAAUUAUGUGUUGAGUGCCGAAUCCCCCGUGCACGGUGCAUCCCCUUUUGAAUAAAAGGUAAUCACUAUACCCCAUUUAAAAAACGAGCAUCUAAAUAGACAGUUGCCACGGGCCCACGGCUAGAUGAUCCUCAAAACAAAAGUGAAGCUGCCAGUGAUUUUGAG